Molecule: messenger RNA, 2906 nt
Organism: Diceros bicornis minor
Lineage: Eukaryota; Metazoa; Chordata; Mammalia; Perissodactyla; Rhinocerotidae
Gene: LAMP3
Product: lysosomal associated membrane protein 3
Exons: 6
Coding region: 83-1423 (446 amino acids)
Cellular component (GO): membrane
Source: RefSeq, a predicted model, not a curated record
GAGAGGUGUCUUCUCUGUUCCCGGAGCCUGCCCUGGAUUUAGCCUCGUGCCACUCAGAAGACGCAGCUGUGCUGAGCGUAGCAUGGGGCAGCAGCAUAGCCAGCCCUUGGUGAGGCAGCGGCUCUCCUUCCCUGGCUCCCCAGUCAUGGCCUGGCAGCGCUUUGCAAUGGUGGUGCUCUUCAUGUCCCUGGCAGUGAUGUUGCAUUAUGGCAAUCAAAUCAGAGCAAAAGUGUUUCCAGAAAUCACAGACUAUUCUGAAUCUACGACAGCAGCAACCGUACAGGCCAUGGGAAAACCUUCUCUCCUGCAACCAGCUAACCAAGUAGCAGCAAGAUCAAUGGAUGGUCACGUCACCUCUCGAAUAGCUGCCACAACGUCCAGCCCUGAGACCCCAAUCACACACACAACAAUAAAAACUCUAGCAACAACUUCCCUGGUAACUACAAACAGCACCCCAUCCACCAGCCCAAUAAUCAGCACCCUACUCACAACUCUGGCCACACCCAACAACUCACACACGGCUGCUCCGGUAACUGAGGCUACAAUCGGCCCCAGCGCAGGUCCCAGUUCACCGCCCCGUACCAUCAUCCCACCAGUCCAUACAACUGGAACCAGCCAAUCAACUGUCAGCCACACAACUGGGAAAACCACCCAACCCAGUAACCAGACCACCCUUCCAGCAACUUUGUCCACCUCACCACAAAACAGCACAACCAGUCAGAAGCCUGCUCAACCCACCCACGCCCCAGGACCAACCACAGCCACACACAGUACCACCCAAACAGCCUCACCAACCACCACGGCUCCUGGGCCCACCCUCGCACCUCAGCCAUCGUCAGCCAAGACUGGAACAUAUCAAGUUCUAAAUGGAAGCAAGCUCUGUAUCAAAGCAGAGAUGGGGAUAGAGCUGACGGUUCAAGACACGGGCUCGGUUUUUUCACCUCAGAGAUACUUCAACAUUGACCCCAAUGCAACUCAAGCCUCUGGGAACUGUGAUUUCCGAAAAUCCAACCUUCUCUUGAAUUUCCGGGGCGGAUUUGUGAAUCUCACGUUUACCAAGAAUGAAAACGCGUAUUAUAUCAGUGAAGUGGGAGCCUAUUUGACCGUCUCAAAUCCAGAGAAAAUUUACCAAGGAAUGAAAAGUUCUGUGGUAAUGUUUGAGACUGUGAUCGGGCAUUCCUUCAAGUGUGUGAGUGAACAGAGCAUCCAGCUGUCAACCUGCCUUCAACUGAAAACAGUGAAUGUCCAACUUCAAGCCUUUGAUUUCGAAGACAACACCUUUGGAAAUGUGGACGAGUGUUCGUCUGACUACACAAUUGUGCUUCCUGUGAUUGGGGCCAUCGUGCUUGGUCUCUGCGCUGUGGGUCUGAUUGUCUAUGGAGUCCGCCUAAGGCGUGAAGCAUCUGGAUACCAGAGAAUCUAACUGAUGCCUAGGGGAAAAGAAAAUAAUGGAGUUUAGAGAAUUUUGUCAUCAUUUCCAGGAUAUUGGAGACUUCCCUUAGAGUGUGGUCCUUCUGACAAUGUAAACCACCAUCUUUCACAAAAACCAAGUCAUUUCUGAUUUAAGUUCAAGCAGCACAUCAAUUUCUAAAUAUUUUUUGUGCAUUUUAUGAGAGAUCCAGUGAGCUGUUUAACAGUAUUUUCUACUUUCUUUCUAAAUAUUUUCACCACUCAAAGUCAACAUUUGAAAUAUGUUAGAUUAGCAUAAUGCAUGUAAAGUGAUAGACACCUCCAAAUUAUAAACCAAAGCAUCAAUUGUAAUUAACACUACCUGUGUUCACAUUGGGAAUUUUAUUUUACCCUUCAUCUUUUCCAUUUUAAAAAAUGCCUCUGCUUUAUCUAUAAAACAGACUUGCAGUGCUUUUAUUGGUCACGUUUUAUAUGAUGUACAUCUGCUUGGAGAUCUACUUACCUCCUUUUCCACUUUAAAUGUUUUUUAAAAAUCAGCAAAAAGAGCAACAUAUCACAGGUUGUCUAGGUUUUUGAUGCGACCCCCAACAAGAGGAACAAAUCAGCUUUUAUUUUUAUCUUGAUGACUCCUGCUCCAGAAUCACUGAAGACUAAGAUUUAGGUGGCUAUGAACAACAGAACUAAAUAAUAAGCAAGAAACAAUAAUAAUGGCCCUUAAUUAUUGAACACAUAUGUGCCAGACACUAGCCUAAGCAGUUUAUAUACAUCUCAUUUAAUUCUCACAACUAACAGAUGAGUAAACUCAGACGUAAGGAAAUUAAUCACUUAAACGUCACCCAGCUAACAAGUGGCAGAGCCAGAAUGUUGGUCUGGUACCACGGUCUCUGGUCUUCUCACUAUACCAAGUUGCCUACAAGGACAAUAACACUAAGUGUUGCCUGAAGCCUCACAUGACCAUAUGCUCCCUUUCUACAGAGGAAAUGAAUUUAUCCAGAAUCGUGAGAGAUUGGGGUACAUGAAUGAGGUCUUGAUGGAUAAUGAAAUGGCCUAUCUUUAAUUAAGUUCUCAAACCCCUUGAAGGAGACUGAGGGGCUCUGUAAAACAUUAGUUUCUCAUUUUUAUGGGAUUGUUUAGCUGUGGCUCUAAAGAUGAAAGAAUGGAGUAAACUUCUCAAGGUAUUUUUUAUUUCUUUGAAAAGAGAGACAGGUAACUGCUCACCAACUUUUCUUUCUUGGUUAUAGAUCUCCCUCUUGUGGUAACUUGCUUCUUCUACACUUUCAUAGCCACAUUUUCGUUCUGGUUCACUUUAUUCUAUAGAGCAGCUGGCCAAGAAUAUUUUUCCUGUUUGUUUUUACUGCUAAAGAAAAGAACUAAGUCAGGACAUUAACAGAGAAGACCACAUACCUCUAGCAUUCUUUAAUAAAGGAAUAAUUCAAGUCACCCCAGAGGACAUAUUGACUUUCCUGAUUUGUCCUCUUAUGAGUCAAUAGAGUUGG